CCCACGGUCGCCACUGCCCCACCUGGGCUGCUGGAGCUUCCGCUAGGACCCCUGGUGCCCAGUGUCCACCCUCAUCCAGCGUGAGAGCUCGCCUUCCGCUCCGCGGACGCCGCGGGCAUGGACUAUUCGUAUGACGAGGACCUGGACGAGCUGUGCCCCGUCUGUGGGGACAAGGUGUCUGGCUACCACUACGGGCUGCUCACAUGCGAGAGUUGCAAGGGCUUCUUCAAGCGCACGGUGCAGAACAACAAGCACUACACGUGCACCGAGAGCCAGAGCUGCAAGAUCGACAAGACACAGCGUAAGCGCUGUCCCUUCUGCCGCUUCCAGAAGUGCCUGACAGUGGGGAUGCGCCUGGAAGCCGUGCGCGCUGACCGCAUGCGGGGUGGCCGGAACAAGUUUGGGCCCAUGUACAAGCGGGACCGGGCCCUGAAGCAACAGAAGAAGGCACAGAUUCGAGCCAAUGGCUUCAAGCUGGAGACAGGCCCCCCAAUGGGGGUGCCCCCGCCGCCCCCUCCCCCGCCGGACUACAUGCUGCCCCCUGGCCUGCAUGCACCUGAGCCCAAGGGCCUGGCCUCUGGUCCACCUGCUGGGCCACUGGGCGACUUUGGGGCCCCAGCGCUGCCUAUGGCUGUGCCCGGCGCCCACGGGCCACUGGCUGGCUACCUCUAUCCUGCCUUCCCUGGCCGCGCCAUCAAGUCUGAGUACCCGGAGCCCUACGGCAGCCCCCCACAGCCCGGGCUGCACUACGGCUACCCAGAGCCCUUCUCCGGAGGGCCUGGUGUGCCCGAGCUCAUCCUGCAGCUGCUGCAGCUGGAGCCAGACGAGGACCAGGUACGGGCGCGCAUCGUGGGCUGCCUGCAGGAACCGGCCAAAGGCCGCCCCGACCAGCCUGCACCCUUCAGCCUCCUGUGCAGGAUGGCUGACCAGACCUUCAUCUCCAUCGUGGACUGGGCACGCAGGUGCAUGGUCUUCAAGGAGCUGGAGGUGGCCGACCAGAUGACACUACUGCAGAACUGCUGGAGUGAGCUGCUGGUGUUCGACCACAUCUACCGUCAGAUCCAACAUGGCAAGGAGGGCAGCAUCCUGCUGGUCACUGGGCAGGAGGUGGAGCUGACCAUGGUGGCCACCCAGGCAGGCUCUCUGCUUCACAGCCUGGUGCUUCGGGCGCAGGAGCUUGUGCUGCAGCUGCACGCGCUGCAGCUGGACCGCCAGGAGUUCGUCUGCCUCAAGUUCCUCAUCCUCUUCAGCCUCGAUGUGAAGUUCCUGAAUAACCACAGCCUGGUGAAGGAUGCUCAGGAGAAGGCCAAUGCCGCCCUGCUCGAUUACACCCUGUGCCACUACCCGCACUGCGGAGACAAGUUCCAGCAGCUGCUGCUGUGCCUGGUGGAGGUGCGGGCGCUGAGCAUGCAGGCCAAGGAAUACCUGUACCACAAGCACCUGGGCAACGAGAUGCCCCGAAACAACCUGCUCAUCGAGAUGCUGCAGGCCAAGCAGACCUGAGCUUGGGCCAGUGACGGGGGGGAAGGGGGGGCCGGGGCCGGGGGAGGGGCCGCAGCACCCCUGUGGUCUCCAGAUGGUUUAUUUGAUUAUGCUGACCCAGGACCCCACCAUGUAGGCCCCUGCCCCUGAGCUCUCUGAAGCCCUGCGUUUGGGAAGGUGGGUGAAGGUGGGCAGGGCCUGGCUGAGGUGGGGUGGUCUCCACUAACCACUGGCACUUGCCUGCCACCCGGAGUGCCCCAGGGAGGUGGCUGCUAACCACUCCCUCCCUCCCCCUGCUCCCAGCUAUCCGUCCUGGAGUCUGGUGCACAGGCCCAGGGAGGAGGUUCGGCUUCCCUGGUGGGCCUCAAUGUCCCUUGAGUCAGAGGUCAUCCCUUCCCCCUCUCCUGGAAACAGAGGCAGAGAGAAGUUGAGCGGACACAUCAACUCGGGCUGGGGGGCGGGGAGGGGGGCGGGGAGAGGAGGGUCUCCAGGACUCCCUCCCAGAGACCAGGAGGGAAGCCCUCUGUUUUGUAAACUAGGGAUAACAGAGUUUGCAAAAUUAGGCAAGGGACUGGUGGGCCCUAGAGGACACUGGGAGACUGGUUAGGACCCAAAGACCUCCUCCCUAAACCUUCUAUCCCAUCUGAUGUCUGCAGGGGAGAAUUUUGACAUGUUAUCUGCAAAGAAUUUUGCUGCAAUCAUCUUUCUAACCCUCUCCCGGC
Molecule: messenger RNA, 2204 nt
Organism: Lipotes vexillifer (Yangtze River dolphin)
Lineage: Eukaryota; Metazoa; Chordata; Mammalia; Artiodactyla; Lipotidae
Gene: NR5A1
Product: nuclear receptor subfamily 5 group A member 1
Exons: 7
Coding region: 118-1503 (461 amino acids)
Biological process (GO): tissue development; hormone-mediated signaling pathway; regulation of transcription by RNA polymerase II
Cellular component (GO): RNA polymerase II transcription regulator complex
Molecular function (GO): nuclear receptor activity; zinc ion binding; RNA polymerase II cis-regulatory region sequence-specific DNA binding
Source: RefSeq, a predicted model, not a curated record